Molecule: messenger RNA, 510 nt
Organism: Pterocles gutturalis (yellow-throated sandgrouse)
Lineage: Eukaryota; Metazoa; Chordata; Aves; Pterocliformes; Pteroclidae
Gene: MAF1
Product: MAF1 homolog (S. cerevisiae)
Exons: 4
Biological process (GO): negative regulation of transcription by RNA polymerase III
Cellular component (GO): nucleus
Molecular function (GO): RNA polymerase III core binding
Source: RefSeq, a predicted model, not a curated record
AGGCUCAGUAAAAGUCAGAGCGGCGACGAGGAGGGACCCCUGAGCGACAAGUGCAGCCGCAAGACCCUCUUCUACCUGAUCGCGACUCUCAAUGAGUCCUUCCGCCCCGACUACGACUUCAGCGCGGCCAAGAGCCAUGAGUUCAGCCGGGAGCCCAGCCUCAACUGGGUGGUGAAUGCCGUCAACUGCAGCCUCUUCUCUGCCGUUCGGGAAGAUUUCAACGCCCUGAAGCCGCAUCUGUGGGAUGCUGUCGACGAGGAGAUCUGUCUUUCGGAGUGUGACAUCUACAGCUACAACCCUGACCUGGAUUCGGAUCCUUUUGGAGAGGACGGCAGCCUCUGGUCCUUCAACUAUUUCUUCUACAACAAGAGGCUGAAGAGGAUCGUCUUUUUUACCUGUCGUUCCAUCAGUGGGUACGCAUACACGCGCUCGGAAGCUGGCAACGAGCUGGACAUGGAUCUCAGCGAAGAGGAUGUGGAGGAGAACGGGGACACCGGUGACACCGAGAGC